Messenger RNA from Colletotrichum acutatum, 1678 nucleotides. RefSeq lists its product as uncharacterized. NCBI's taxonomy places the organism in Eukaryota, Fungi, Ascomycota, Sordariomycetes, Glomerellales, Glomerellaceae. Gene Ontology annotation, molecular function: NADP binding; oxidoreductase activity, acting on the CH-OH group of donors, NAD or NADP as acceptor; NAD binding. The transcript is spliced from 2 exons. The coding region runs from base 429 to 1352 and encodes 307 amino acids. The record is from RefSeq and is a predicted model, not a curated record.
AAUUGCUUUGCCUUACUCCAGUUACUGAUAUAAUACUGUUCCAUUAACCUCGAGGUGCUCCUAUCUAUUCACUAUACUAGUCAAUUUCUUAGCCCCUCCCAUUGUUUGUCCCAAGUUACCGAUGAAAGUGCCGCUGUGGUCUCUAUGAUGAACCGAAGCAACCCCGCUCGGGCAAAGCCGUUGUCGUCACCUCGCUCUUCAAACUCAACUGACCAAGACCCUGAGGGGCUUUCCGGCAUGUUAAUGCCGCCGCUUAUAUGUCACCAACUUCAUAGAACUUCUCAUAGGUUUCAUUCUCACUAUUGACGCACUUCUCUCUUAACGUUUUGUAUUCCGCUGUAUUCUAACUUGCACAGUUCUGCCCCAAACUCAUCUACUACUAGACAUCCUUGUCAGCCACAAUCAUCUUCAAAACACUAUACUUCACAAUGGCUCAGACUCUUCUUUGGAUCGGCCUCGGCAACAUCGGCAGGGGUAUGUGUAAAAACAUUGCGGAAAAGUCCAAACUUGACAAACCACUCCUCAUCUACAACCGCACCACAAAGAGAGCCACGGACCUGAGCCAGAGCCUGCCCGCCGGUAAGACGCAGGUCGUCGAGUCGCUCGGGGACGCCAUCGCGCAGGCCGACAUCAUCUUCACGUGCGUUGCCAACGACCAGGCAGUGGAGGAAAUAUUCGCGACCGCAGCCCAGCAGAAACUCGAGGGCAAAGUCUUUGUCGAGUGCUCAACCAUUGCUCCCGGCGCUUCAGAAGCGGCCGCGAAGGCGGUACUGGAUAAGGGUGCCGAGUUCAUUUGCGCACCCGUGUUCGGAGCACCUGCCAUGGUAGCGGCUGGCAACGCGACCUUGGUGCUUGCCGGACCCAAGGCCUCGAUCGAGAAGAUCCGGCCUUAUAUCGAUGCCAUGGCGGCUCGCGAGAUCAACAUGGCUGAUGAGCCGUAUCACAAGGCGUCUACGCUGAAGGUACUGGGUAACACCGUCAUCCUGGGCAUGGUUGAGCAGCUCGCCGAGACAUAUGUGGCUGCCGAGAAGAGCGGGCUCGGGACCGGUUACGUGAAGCAGUUUGUCGAUGCCAUGUUCGGUGGCAGUCCUUACCCUGCGUACUCGGUGCGUAUGUUGGAGGGUGACUAUUACAAGAGGGAGGAACCGCUCUUCGCCGUUGACUUGGCGAGGAAAGACGCCGGGCACGCCAUGGCUAUUGCCAAAGCCGCAGGGACACGACUGCCAAACAUCGAAAAUGCCGAUAGGCACCUACAAAUUGUUAAGGAGCAUGUAGGACCGUCAGGCGAUAUGGCCGGCAUCUAUGGCGCCGUAAGAAAGGAAGCUGGCCUCAAGUACGAGAAUGACUCUUGAGCAAGGGCUCCUAAUGCUAUGGCUCAAAAGGCAUCGGCUCAAAGACUUAUGCGCAACAUAAACGAAAUUAAAAGGGAAAAAAUCAUACCAGAAGACUGAUUCUUAUUUAGUUGCAUGACGUGAAAUCGAAGGCAUAUGUUACUCGAACCUCGAGUUAUAGGAUUUAGUAUUAGUGACUUGAAAAUGGACUUACAAAAUACUUAGCUCUUGCCUUGCCUAUGACAGAUUCAUAGGUAGGCUGGAAGGGUGGAGAGACAGGAAUGACUAAUCACCAGCAACGGUCGAGCUGCCGGCUGGUGCACUGCACCGACAGCUGCACCCACAAC